AUGUCACUCUCCACCGUAGAACAACUACAUGAUUUCCAUUCUCAAGACAGAGAGAUAUUCGCUAAACUGGUUUUAAAAUUCUCAAGAGCCCCAGCUGAGUCCCUUCUCGUCAUGGCCACAUGGUUUUGGCUUGAAAACUUUGGCUUUAAACAUAUCUUCUCAGUCAUCAUGUCUCUCAGCGAUCCUUUAAUUAUAUCUCUUGCUGACGAGGCUGUCUCGUGCUUCCGGUGCCUUGAGUUUAACAAACCACCAAAUGGCUUUAAACAGAUCCCUCUCACUGCAAGAUUCAUGGAAAAAGAUAUAUCUCUUCAAAUAAUCUACAAAUAUCGAUACAGUGCCAUCAUAGGAAUCAAAAAUUUCCUAAGCACUGUUUGUUCUAGAAUUUUCUCCGAUAUAAUUCAAAGAGCUCUUCUGUGUCCUUUAUCAUCCUCCAAUUUCAGCAGACUCUGCAGCCCUCUCAACAUCCCUGGCUUCCCUCAUCCAACUUUUGGGAACAUCGUCGUGAUGCCUCAUGUUGUUUGCUGGAAUAAUAUCCCCAACAACAACCCAUCCCUGAUCCCUAGUGAUCUUUGGGGUUGGCAUACUACAUGCAUCGCAACUGAGAAUGAUCGAACCAUAUUUCUAACGUUUUCUCGUGGGUUUUCAGUGUCAGAAGCGGAAGUGAAGAAACUCUUCACCCAAAAAUAUGGAGAAGGUUGCGUUGUAGGCGUUUUCAUGCCAGAUGUUAGUGGAAACUCCUUCAACAAAAAUGGUCAGCAACAAUCACUAUAUGCAAGGCUCGUCCUGGACUCGGUCGUUACCGUGGAUCGCAUACUCAAAGGCAAUAGUCUCAACAAGUUUGAUUGGUCUGGAAAACAUAUUUGGGCUCGUAAGUACAAAAAGAGGCGUAAAAGGUUUUGA
Molecule: messenger RNA, 900 nt
Organism: Eutrema salsugineum
Lineage: Eukaryota; Viridiplantae; Streptophyta; Magnoliopsida; Brassicales; Brassicaceae
Exons: 1
Coding region: 1-900 (299 amino acids)
Source: RefSeq, a predicted model, not a curated record